AUGCAAUUGUCCAAGAUUGUGCUCGCUUCCGUCCUUGCUUCCCUGGCCACCGCGGCCGACGAGAUCGUCAACCAGAUCGGCGACGGCCAGGUCCAGGUCCAGACUGAUGAAACCGCUGCUGCGACGGCUCAAACAACUGCUGCUACCGCUGCUGCCACCGCCGCCACUGCCGCGGCUACUACCCAGGCCGCUGCUGAGACUCCAGCUACCUCGUCUGCAGCUGCCACCUCUGCCGCUGUUUCCGCUGCCUCCGCCGAGCAGGACACCACAGUCACCGCCCUGGCCACCGAAACCCUCACCACAUGUCCAGAGAGCUCUGCAGCUGCUCAAUCCACCCCAGUUGGUACUUCUGGCACUGCUGGCACUGCUGCCACCAGCUCCGAGGCAGACCAGACCCUGUACGUCCAGACCACCCUAACUACCACUGUCGAGGGCACUCAGACCGUUGUGACAACCUACUGUCCAUACUCUUCUACCCCAGCUGCCGUUUCUUCUGGAACCACCCCAGCUGCCACCUCUGUCACCGCCGCUACCACGUCCUCUGCCCCAGCAAAAAGCUCUUCGAAAGAUUCCUGGAACACAAUCUACACCUCUUCUUCUUCCGAGGACAUCACCUACGUGGACGAGACCACCACGCCAACUUCUACCGUGACAAACAACCACUACUCGACUACCAACGAGUACGUCACCACCACGUCCACCUAUGCUGGUGCAUCGUCCAAGGCUGCUGUUGCCUCGUCUUCUUCGCUGAGCUCGAACGGCACCUCCUCGAUCGAAAACUUCGAGGCAGGUGGUGCCAAGCUGAUGGUCAGCUCCGGAGCCAUUGGCAUUGCGGCCCUGGCAUUACUUUUUUAA
Molecule: messenger RNA, 855 nt
Organism: Ogataea parapolymorpha DL-1
Lineage: Eukaryota; Fungi; Ascomycota; Pichiomycetes; Pichiales; Pichiaceae
Exons: 1
Coding region: 1-855 (284 amino acids)
Cellular component (GO): cell wall
Molecular function (GO): structural constituent of cell wall
Source: RefSeq, a predicted model, not a curated record